UGUAAUGAGUGUGGGAAAGCCUUUAAACGACACAAAAGCCUCAUGCAACAUCAGAAAAUUCAUUCUGGUGAGAGACCUUUUCAGUGCAAGGAAUGUGGGAAGGCCUUCAUUGUUCUGGCUCAUCUCACACGGCACCAGACUAUUCAUACUGGAGAGAAGUCAUUUGAGUGCAAGGAAUGUGGCAAGAAAUUCAGAACUGCCACACACCUUGUUCAGCACCAGACUAUUCAUACAGGUGAGAAACCCUUUGAGUGUAAUGUAUGUGGGAAGGCUUUCCGGCUUCCGGUAUACCUUUCUGAGCAUCAGAAAACUCACAUGGAAGAGAAACACUUUGAAUGUAACAUAUGUGGGAAGGUCUUUAGGCUUCAGGUAUACCUUUCUGAGCAUCAGAAAAUUCACACUGAAGAGAAACCCUUCAAGUGUAAGCUGUGUGAGUCAGCCUUCAGAAGUAAGUACCAACUUAGUAAACAUCUCACAAUUCAUACUGAUGAGAAACCCUAUCAGUGCAAGGAAUGUGGGAAGUGCUUUCGUCAAAAGUCCAAUUUUACUGAUCACCAGAGUAUUCACACUGGAAACAAACCCUUCCAAUGUAAAGAAUGUGGGAAGUUUUACAGACUUAAUACACUUCUCAUUCGUCAUCAGAAAUCUCACAGUAGUGAGAGACCUUAUGAGUGUAAAGAAUGUGGGAAGGCUUUUCAUCUUCCAAGUGAGCUUAAUAACCAUCAAAUUGUUCAUACAAAUACAAGACCCUUCGAAUGCAAGGUAUGUGGGAAGUCCUUCAAGCGUGAAUCCACUCUCAUUCAACAUAUGGCCAUUCAUGCUGGUGUGAAAUCAUAUGAAUGUAAAGAAUGUGGGAAAGCUUUUAUUCACCACUCAAGCCUAUUGCACCACCGGAAAAUUCAUUCUGAUGAGAAACCUUUUAAGUGUCAAGAGUGUGGAAAGGCCUUCGUUGUUCUGGCAUACCUCACUCGGCACCAGAGCAUCCAUACUGGAGACAAAUCAUUUGAAUGUCAGCAGUGUGGGUCAGCCUUCAAAUAUAAGUCCCAACUCAAUAAACAUCAGAGAAUUCAUACUGAUGUGAAACUCUUUCAGUGCAUGGAAGGUGGAGAUAACUUUGUUCAUGGAGCAAACAUUAGCAUUCAUCAGGGAAUCCAUACUGGUGAGAAUCCCUUUCAAUGUAAUGAAUAUGGGGAACCCUUUCAACAUCAUAACCAAUUUCUUGGACAUACUAGAAUUCAUACUGGUAGGAAACCCUAUCACUGUAAGGAAUGUGGAAAGAACUUCAAUUUGAGCUCAGGCCUUCUUUAACAUAAAAGAAUCCAUACUGGUGUCAAACACUGAAUGCAAGGAAUGUGGGAACAUUUAUAGAAUUAGCUCAAGCUCUUCAGAGAUUUGAAACCAUGUGAAUGAGAAGAAUCAGGAAAACUCUUUAUUAUAGAUGGUGAGUUUACACAACAUCAGAAAAUCUGUAAUAGCCAGGAGUCCUAUGCAUGUAAGGAAAGUGGACAAGCCUUCAGAAAAUUUUAUUGAACAUCAAGGUCCUCAUACUGGGAAUACUAUGACUUAAAAUAGUGUGGGAACUUUAAUCUGCCCUAGAUAUAGUGAACAUCAGAGUGUUCAUAUACUGUUAAUAAACUCUUUGGAAUGAGAAUGUGGGAAGUGGGUUGUUCAGAGAAGACACUCUGUUGAGAGUUUCAUGUUAGAAAUCCAGAGUAGCAAUCAUGUUCUUGAUUUACUCUCUUGUUGUAUAAAUUUUAUUCAUCAAUCAAUAGUCAUCCAGGAUAAUGAAUUUAGGGGUAACAGUUAUUGGAACUGAGUAUUUGGUUAGUUCCCAUGGUCUCUAAAAGAGCUUUUAAAAUUUUCUCCUUUUAUCAGCAUUAGUAUAACUGACAUGAAAGGUUAAUUGUACUUUAGAUAGUUUAGGAAAGUCUCAUGCUUUUACUCACAUUUUAAAUAACUAUUCUGGAUAUAUCUAAUGGAUGAACAUGAAAGGAUUUGAAUCGUUCCCCAGUCCUUAAGUAUUUGUGUGGACAUUUUAAAAAACAGUCAUUUAUGAAUAAGUACUUUCUAAAAGGGUGAAACACAUAAAAAUUUCAAGAUGUAAAAAAUCCCUGUAAUUCAUGCCUUCUGCCUACACAUGAAGAUAGAGUAUACAUUUAUGAUAGGACAGGAAAGUCCACAGGCUUCUCCGUCUCUUAUUCUUGCUAAGAAUUAACCAUUUCAGGUUUGACUAGAAUUUGACUAGAAUUUCCUUGAUGGAGAAUAUUAUGGAAAAUUGUCCAACUCUACUUAGAAACUGGAGCUUAAAUUGCCUCAGCUAAUUGAUCCUGGCUUCUGUUAAGUGCCCUGUGUGUUUAAACCUCUCCCUCCAGCUAUCAGUUUAUUUUUGGCUAAUUUUAAACUCCCUGCUUGUCUAAAAGCUCCCUCUGUAGCUCCUGAACAAGAUAAUAGGAGGUGCGUUUUCCUCUAAAUGCUGAGGCUAUUCUUGGGUUCCAAAUACAUGAAUGUUCUCAUGUACAUGGCUGGAAUAAAGACUUAAAUUUUGAAGUAAA
Molecule: messenger RNA, 2552 nt
Organism: Mastomys coucha (southern multimammate mouse)
Lineage: Eukaryota; Metazoa; Chordata; Mammalia; Rodentia; Muridae
Product: zinc finger protein 59-like
Biological process (GO): regulation of transcription by RNA polymerase II
Molecular function (GO): DNA-binding transcription factor activity; RNA polymerase II cis-regulatory region sequence-specific DNA binding
Source: RefSeq, a predicted model, not a curated record